This is a messenger RNA of Penicillium oxalicum, 591 nucleotides long. RefSeq lists its product as uncharacterized. The record is from RefSeq and is a predicted model, not a curated record. The transcript has a single exon. Lineage: Eukaryota; Fungi; Ascomycota; Eurotiomycetes; Eurotiales; Aspergillaceae. Bases 1 to 591 code for a protein of 196 amino acids.
AUGACUCAAUACAAGUUCAUCAAUUCCGACGCCGAGGUCCCGGGCGAAGGAGGUUCCAUUCCACCUUUCUUCUCCAUCACCACCCCACCGUCUACGGACGUCUGGGAGAAGCCCCCUUCCACCAGCCGCUUUUCAGCACCCAUUCUCUACCAGUCUAUGCCUCUCGAGUCCUUCAGAAGGGCUCGUGUGGCCAUCAAUGCGCAGUGGAAACAUCUCUAUGAUCAGGGUGGGCUCAUUCUUGUCCUGCGCAAGUCCGACGGGAGCCAAAAGUGGGUGAAGGCUGGUGUUGAGAUCACUCAUGGCAAGCCUCAUUUGGGUGUCGUGGCCAAGGACCGCUGGGCCGACUGGAGCUUGCUGCCUGUGCCAUCUGGAGGCGGCGCAGCCACAAUCGAGAUGGUCCGGGAAGCCGACGAAAGUCUGUGGAUCUACUUGGUGGAAGGAGUUCAAAAGGCGCCAAUCCGCGAGGUGACUUGGCUGUUCAAGGAGGCGGAUGUCACCGAACUGUGGGUUGGUACCUAUGCUGCGCGCCCUGGUCAAGAAGGGGGUGAUUUGUCGGUGGAAUUCGGCCAUUUCAAUGUGGAAACUGCGUAA